GAGAAUGGCGCAUUGCCAAGCACAGGAGGGCAGAGCCAGCGCUGCAGCAACCAGGUCCCUGCCAGGAGCAUGACCCUGACUCCGAUGCCAUUGGGACAGGCAGAGGCAGGACGGAGCCAGAGGGAGCAGGUGCCAGGCGCUGCGGCAGCUUCACGGAGCCCCAUGGCAGGUGUCUGGUUCCUGUGGGUCUGCGGCCUCCUCUGCACCUGGGCCCUGGCAGUAGGACACCCCUGCCACGUUGGCAGCCAGGGCUGGGCUGACUGCAGCGGCAACAGCCUGCUCCGCGCUCCUGACGCUCUCCUCCGGAACAUCACCGGCCUGGACCUUUCCCGCAACUCCCUGGUGGUGCCCAAACAUGGGGCCCUGCUGAAUGGCUUCCCCGCCUUGCGCUCCCUCAACCUGUCUAGCAACCCUCUCUUCACGCUCUACCCAGCCACCUUCUCUGGCCUCGGGGCACUGCGCCUGCUGGACUUGAGCCACUGUGGCCUUGCCCACCUUCACCCUGCAGCCCUCCAGGGCCUAGGGAACCUGCACACGCUGCUCCUGUGGGGCAACUGGCUCCGGGCCCUGGAGGUGUCCAUGAUCCCAGCUCAUGGGGUCCUCUCGCACCUGGACCUGCGCAACAACCAGCUGGCCUAUGCUGCUGGCCCUGUCCUGCAGCGGAUGGGAGGAAUUCUGCGGGUCCAGCUGCAGGGCAACCCCUGGGCCUGCAACUGCUCUGCCUCUGUGCUCCAGCAGUGGCUGCUGCAGAGGCAAGCUGCGCAGGUCCUGUGCGCCUCACCCCCUGCACUCCGGGGCCAGGACAUCAAGACCCUGACCUCCCAGGACCUGGGCUGCAGGGGACAGCGGCGGCUCCCCCGCGCGGGGCCCUCGACUAGCACACAGCCGCUGCCCACGGCAGCUGGGAAUGACACAGCCACCACACCGCUGGUAGGGAAGGGGGGCAACAGCUGGCCAUACCUUGUUGGCUUCAUCCUGUGCGCCAUCGGCAUCUCUAUCCUGAUCGCACUGGCGGCCAAGUGCAAACUCUUCCACAAGAACUUUGCCAGCUACCGCCACCGACCGCUGCCCGAUACCAGCUCAGUGGUGAAUGGCCCGGCCGAGGAGAGUGCAGCCUGGGAGGAGAACCGGCCCGGGCCCAUCGGAAGGCUGCAGCCAGAGGAGGACGAUGGCUUCAUCGAGGAUAACUACAUCCAGCCCAGCGAGCAGCUGCAGGAAGAGGAGGACAUGGAGCUGCACUUCUCCCUCUGAAGCUGGGGUCUGCCCAGCUUCUCCUCUGCCCUCUGGGGCCAUAGCCUUCACCUUCUGCCCUCCCACUCCUCCUCCCAGGCUGGGGCCUUUGCCUCCUGCCUCCCCACCCAGACUCCCCUGCAUCCUUUGAGGCUGGGACUUCUGCCCUGCGGGCCCCUCCUCAUCCCAGAGGCUGUGGCAUCCCAGCACCCCCUCCUCACCAGCCCAUGCCCUUGUUCCUGCUUUGCUCCUCCUGUUUAAGUGGGGCCAGGAGACCUGGAAGAAGAUGGAGCCAAGAGGCACGCAAGGAAGGGGCUGCCUAGGCA
Molecule: messenger RNA, 1556 nt
Organism: Alligator sinensis (Chinese alligator)
Lineage: Eukaryota; Metazoa; Chordata; Crocodylia; Alligatoridae
Gene: CUNH1orf210
Product: chromosome unknown C1orf210 homolog
Exons: 6
Coding region: 70-1251 (393 amino acids)
Molecular function (GO): protein binding
Source: RefSeq, a predicted model, not a curated record